AUGCAAAAGUCUUCUGAAGAAAAUGAAGGAAAACCACAGAACAGGCCAAAGGCGGAGGAAGACCACCCUUCAGAAGAUGUACCGCAGGAGGAGGAAGGAAAUCCUCCAUCUUUCGAAGAAGGCGUGAGCCAGGCAGCACCUGUCCAGGGAUGUAGGGAGGACGGUCCCGUUAGGCGUUUGGACCCUGAAGAAAUGCUAAGAGGAGUAGAUGAGUUGGAAAGGCUUAGGGAAGAAACAGGAAGAGUAAGAAACAAGUUUGUGACGAUGCAUUGA
Messenger RNA from Pteronotus mesoamericanus, 273 nucleotides. RefSeq names its product transcription elongation factor A protein-like 8. The transcript has a single exon. Lineage: Eukaryota; Metazoa; Chordata; Mammalia; Chiroptera; Mormoopidae. The record is from RefSeq and is a predicted model, not a curated record. Bases 1 to 273 code for a protein of 90 amino acids.